CAUUUGGUUGAUUUGAAUUAGAACCCACAUGACUCUUCCACCCCCAACCUUCUCUUUUCAGCUCUUUAGAGCCUCUUCUCUCUACCCUCAAGUGUGGUUUUAGUAUGACUAGGGAAUAGACACUAAAAAUAUUUCUGGAAUGACGUGACCCUCUCUCGCCCCAUCCAGGAAAGGGACCAGACUUCACAAGAAACAGCACAUGCUUUCCUUUCAUUUCAGGCAGUCUCAGGGUCACUCUACAGAUGCUGCUCCUUCCGUGGCCGAUGGCAUUCAGACUCCCAAUUGCCAACACCGCCCGGCAAACAACUGCACAGGACAGCUCCGCUGCGGGACGCUGGCCACUGUCUCGGCCAGAGCAGCAGCCCCUCAGCCACCGACCACCUCUGCCGCUGCCCCAUCCUGGAGCUUUCCCACCUCCCUCAGGCUUGCUGCGUCCCCGCCACAGGGGCUGAAGAACUGGGAGGUAGUGGCAGCAGCGGCAGUGGUGCCUACAGCCUUAGGGCCAGUCCAGGCACGUGCCACUCUGCUUCGGGCAACUCUGAAGCCCCUCUGGAGCCAAAAAGGGACCGGAGACAUCCCCAGUGCUCACCAGUGCCUCUUCCUGUCGCUGAAACCUGGACGAGGGCUCAAAAUGGAAGCCACCACUUCUGAGCUGGAUUCGCAGGCCAGAGCAGUGGAGAUGGAAGACCCGGUGAGCAGAGCUCAAGACAGCCAGGAGCUCCAACAGCAGCUGCGGCUGCUUCCCAGGCCUUCAGCUUCUUCCCAGCUAGAGGCGAAGUAUGUGGAGAUGUGCACUUCAGCUGAAGUCCAGAGGGAGAGUCCCAGGACCAUGAAACUUACCCUGGGGCCCUGCCCUAGGGAUGGGAGUGCCUCUGGGAGCUCAAGAGAGAAAGCCCAAGAUGAACCCAGCAGUCAGGAGUGCAAGGCUCCAACCCCCCAGAAGAGUCCUGCGUCCUCCAGUCUCUCCAGAUCCCAGCUCUCUGCCAAUGGUGAGGGUGGCAACUUCUCAUCCUCCGCAUCCUCCUCUCCUGUGGACAAAGCAGAAGAGGAUGGCCUUUCCAAAAUGGAAGAGUCUACCACCUGGACUGGGGGUCUGGCCACUUCCUCUUCAUCCUUAGGAUUUGAGAGUGAAAGCAGUGAGAGUGAGGGUUGCCAGCCCAGGGGAGGAGAAAAAGGGAGAAAAUCGGAAGGAGGAGGAGGAAAUGGCACAGACUGCAGGGACAUUAUUGCCAAGUCCCAGGGCAGCAGGGACCCCCCCAAAGACCAAGAGGCUCACUACAUCACCACCCAUGAGAUCCAGCUGAGUGAAGUGGGGCAGGACACGGACUUCGACGUGGGGCUGGCCUCCCGCUGGGAUUUCGAGGACAACAAUGUGAUCUACUCGUUCGUGGACUAUGCUUCCUUUGGUGGCAGCGAUGAGACCCCGGGGGAUGUCACCACCCCAACCGAAGAAGAUGACAACAGCUGCUACCUCAGCACCACUCCCAGCACCAACGCCACCAGGACACCGAGCCCCACCAGCAGUGACUUGGCGCGCCCCAAGGCAGGGCGCAGAGAUGGUGACACCAGCAGCACCGAAGUGUGCAGCGGCCCCUCUGACGGCGGACCCACGCCCCCACCCACUGGGCCUGGCACUGCCCCUGUGAGCCAGCCCUUGCCCGAAUCCCUGGGGGCAGCUUCAGGGUCAGCAGCCGCCGCCGCCAGCAGCUGUGGGAGUGCAAGCCAGAUCCUCCUAUCAAUCAAACCGACUUCCCGGGCUAUAAAUGAGCCUAGCAACGUGCGUGCAAAGCAAAACAUUAUUUAUUCUGCCAAGCAUGAAGGCGACAUGAGCCUCCGCGUCCCUGCUGAACAGAAUUCAAGUUCACUGAAGCAAAAGCGGGCUGCAGCCGUGGCUCAGGACCAUGCAAAGAAAUUCAUCGCCGUCCCUGCUCGCCUGCAAACCAGGUGCGGGGCCAUCAGGGCGAAGGAGCUGGUGGACUACUCCAGUGGAGCCUCCAGUGCGGUGAGCGAACUGGACGAUGCAGACAAAGAGGUGCGUAACCUGACCUCCCGGGCCUUCCGCAGCCUAGCCUACCCCUACUUUGAGGCUCUGAACAUCAGCUCCCGGGAGUCCUCCACCACGCUCUCUGAAGUGGGCUUUGGCCGCUGGUCGACCUUCCUGGACUUAAAAUGUGGGGGUGUUGGAGCCAGGGUGGAACAGAGCCUCCUCCGGAGCAGCGCGUCCUCGGUGGCCGCAGGUCUGAGGAAGGGCGGCGCGGCCAGGGCCGCUGCAGACCAGCUCUACAUCCAGUCCAAGAAGUCCCAGACCAAGGCCUUGGAGUUCGUGGUCAGCAAAGUUGAGGGGGAAAUCAAACACGUGGAGACACCCCUGUGUUUCCAGAAGCAGGUGCAGACUGGCUCCCGCGUCGUCACCCUUCUCGAGCCCCUGAAUUUACGCAGUGAGAGCAAAGCCAGCUCAGCCACUGGGGCUUGCAGGGCCACCAAAGGCUCCAGCAAGGGUCCAGGGUCUGUGUACACAGACGACAGCUCAGAGACCUCUGAAAGCAGCAAGCCUGCCUCCCGUGCUGAUGGCCCCCAGAAGUCCAAGUUCGCUUCCAGUCUGCUCAAAAAUGUUAUUUCCAAGAAGAUGCAGCGGGAACACGAGUUCAAAAUGGAGAGGGGAGAGGUCACCGACACAUCCCAGCGCAAGCUGCCCCGCACCUCCAGGGAGCCGGAACCCUUCCCCGGGGGUGAGAAGCCGCGGGAGAGGGGCCUGCAGCGGCAGAGCUCCCACCACUCGGAGGCCGGCUCUGAGUACACAGUGGUCAGCGUGUCUGAUGCAGGCGGGGAAGGGUCCGUAGCAGGGUCUAAAUCCCCAGUGUUCAAAGCCUGUACCCCUCGGGAGAGCGCUGCAGGCUCCGGCCGGAAUUUCCCCGAGGUACACACAGAAGUGUGUGAAAUUAAAAAGAGCGCCUCAGAGACCGUCAAGGGCAUCUUUCUGCGCAGUCGGAACAGCGCCUUCCGCUCCUGGAAGGAAAAGGAGGCCGAAAAGCGCCAGGAGCAAGCGUCGGUCGGGAAGCUGAAGCUCCCCAGAGGAGCAGACUGGAGGGCUGAUCUCGGGGAGAUCUCUGCCAGCAAGGCGACCAUCAUGUCUCGCCUGUUUGUCCCCAACAUCCCGCAGACACCCAAGGAAAAGCAGCCGGGGAAGCAGGCCACCAAGUACCCCGCUGCCCAGGCCACCUCCACGGCAGUGAUUAGGCCCAAGGCUCCGGAAAUCAAGAUCCGGCUGGGCAGCGUGCAGCAGCCAAGCUCCGACUUCAACAUUGCCAAGCUCCUCACGCCCAAGCUGGCCAGUGGCAGCGCCUCCAACCUCUUCAAGACCGUUGAGGACAGCAGCAGGGCGCAGCAGAAACUCUUCCGUGGGGACAAUCUGGAAAAAGUGCCCCAUUUUCAGGUGAGAGACAUCAGAGACAAGUCCAAGGCUCAAGGCCCCCUGCACCAGGUGAGAGACGUGAGAAAACUCAUCAAGGGGACAGGGGACAGCAUGGACAAGGGCAGUGUCACUCCAGAGCAGGGGCUGACAGGGCCCAAAACCAGGCAGCUGGUUGCUGCAGCUGCUGGGUCCAGGUCCCUGUCCCCCUUGGUGAUUACGUGCCAGGCGGUGGUGAACCAGAGGGAGGACAGCGUGGACCGGGAGCCAAGAGACAGCGUGGGCAAAAGUGGCAGCAGCAAUGUCUCGAAUCCCUCCCCAGAAGGGACGGUUUUGGUUCACAGGGCAUCUGGCAGGCUGCCUGUGGCCACCAUUGCCCCGAAUAAGCCUGAGCAGGGCUCAUACUUGCCUGUGCUGAAGAUCGUUUCCAAGGCUUCUGCCCAGAAGACCCCAGAGAAACUGAAGGAGGAGGAAGUCAGGGAGGAAGGCAAAGCCCCCAAGCCAGCCCCAAAUGCUCUGGAGAAGCUGACUGCUGCGGUGCGGUCCAUGGAAGAGCUGUACAGCUUCAACAGGAAUGAGUGGAAGCGCAAGAGCGACCCCCUGCCCAUGAUGACGGACAGCCACGUCCUGUCGCUCAUUGCCAGCGAGGAGAGGGAAGGGGUGCUGGGUGCUGAGGGAGGCCACGACAUGGUGGCCAAACGGAUGGGUGAGGGGGAAGACCGGGGCCCAGGGCACAAAGGUGAUGUGGUCUUUCGAGGGGCCCCACUAGAACGUCUGCAGCGGAGAAACUCCAACCCCAGCUCUGAGAGUGUGUCCGCCAGGGCAGCUGCCUUUGAGAACUUGGCCAGGCAGAGGCCCCGAUCUCUCUACAUCCCUUCAGUCCACAAGGAUGUGGAGAGAACCCAACCCCUGCAGCCCCUCCCCCCACUCCCCAGCAACCAGAGCGCGUUCACGGUGAGUGCCAGCAGUGCCCAAAAAACUGGAGGCGUAGCCGGCAAGUUCCCACAAGGGCCUUCUCCUGAGAGUCCUUCAGCGGCCAAGGGCAUCAAAUCGCAGGGACUUCGGUCCCUCAAGAUCUCUCCGGCCACCCGGGCACUUCCUGAUGAGGUGACCAACAGGAAAAGUGGCAGCAAUCUGGAGAAGAGCAACAGUGACUGUGGGAAUUACCUGACCAUCCCUAUUAAAGGAAGCUCUGCUGCCGGGGUGCGGCCUGGGGCUGCGAGGGAGGGCCCCCUCACCUCCUCAGCUGCCACUCUCUGCAGUUUACCCCCACUGAGCGCCCGCAGUCAGGUCCCCAGCAGCCCCAAAGGCUCUCAGGUCAGUGGAACCAGCCGGCCAGCUUGGCGUACCAAAGCUGACAACCCGCGGGAGACUGUAGCUGCCCCCGCAGGGCUACCGAGCCCUGAGCAUCCCCCAAGGGCCAUCUACCACCAGCAGCCACUGCCCUUCACCCUACAGGGGGCCCAGUCCCAGGUCCUAUGCUUCUCCCCGCCUGGCAUGCCUGCCCCAGCUCCUUCAGGCCCAGCUUCGGUCACCACAGACCCCUUCCAGCAGCCAAAGCCUCAGCAGACACAGCGUAAGAUGCUCCUGGAUGUCACGACUGGCCAGUACUAUCUGGUGGACACCCCAGUGCAGCCCCUCACACGGAGACUGUUUGACCCUGAGACGGGGCAGUACGUGGAUGUGCCCAUGACCUCCCAGCAGCAGGCUGUGGCUCCCAUGUCCUUCCCUGUGCCUCCCUUAGCCCUGAGUCCUGGGGCUUAUGGACCCACCUACAUGAUCUACCCCGGGUUUCUGCCCACGGUGCUGCCCACCAAUGCCCUGCAGUCCACACCAACUGCUCACACUCAAGGGGGCAGUGAGCUCUCCCCCAUGGCGGCAGAGCACCCCAGCAAAGAGACAUCUGCCGUGUUCACAGAGGCCCCAUACUUCAUGGCUUCCGGACAGUCUCCCACCUCCUCUUCUUCCUCAGCCCCAGUGGCCACAUCCCAGCUUGUGGGGGCCAAGGGCUUUGCCCAGCUACACAGCAAGCCGGUCAUCAGCAUCACGUCGCAGCCCCUGGGACCGCGGCUCGUUGCUGCCCCAUCCUUCGACGGCACCACCAUGAGCUUUGUGGUGGAGCACAGAUGAUGCGAGCAGUCCCAGGAGAGGAGAACAAAGCAGGGGCUGGAGCAAGACAAGAUGGACUAUUCUUCUUCAGUCUGAAAGUUGCAUUGUAACAGCACUAAGAAUUCAUGUGAAAAACUUCUUCCACAUGCGUUAUUCUUAAUUUUGCUUCUUCUAAACCAAGUGUGUAACUUUCUGUAUUUUCCUGAACAACCCUCCUGAGGCAGUUUCUGUUAUUUUAGUUUUACUAAGUUGGAUGGUUGCAUUUUUCCCUAUCAAACUAUUUCUUUUUAUACUUUAAUACAGGAUAUAAGCUUUCUAUUCACCUCCUCCCCUCCUGCACUUGCGACUAGGCAAACCAUCCCUUUGUUCACAUGGUUCUGUCAAAACAUACAACAGAAUGGGGUUGGUUCUGUUGCAAACCAAGCCAGCAAAUCAACAAUUUGGAUCACAAAUCUUCGCAUAGGUUCUUAGACUCUAUCAGGGUUAGCUGGCAUAGCUGCAGCUAUGUUUGAAACCUGAUGGUUCUUUGAAUCAUAUACCAGCCAAACCUACUUGUGCUUUUGGUUGUGGUCUAUGUGUUCUUUUAUUUGGUUUGGCAUGAUUUCAAAUGUGAUUGUGAAAAAUAGUGAUUUUAACAUCUGCACUUUGUUUUAAUUUUCCCGUCUGCGCCAUGCCAUGAAAUUAUUUGUUGCCUUAACAUAGAAUGGCUUGAAAUACUGGAGAAAGCCAAUGAUUGCAUUUAAAAGUAAGUUCUUGGUCUCAAAAAAAGGGUAAAGUAUCUAUUUCCCUUUAAGAAUCCAACCAUUGUUGUGAGUAUAGAACGUGUUUAUUUUCUUCAGUGAGUCCCUCUGUAGUUGCCUAUUCCUGUCUCUCCCAAAUUGUGUGGGGUCUAUAAAGAGUGACCUGUUGAGGGCACAUUCUCUAGAAUGUGAUGCUGAUUCAGUGGCUGAGAUUCACUCCAGCCCUCAACCAGCGCAACCAGUCCAAAGCAGCAACAUAAAGUUAUAGUACUUGCUUCUUGUGAAGCAGGUUUUAAGAGAGGCUGAGGAUCCAAAUCAUGGAAUCUUUCUUCCACAUUCAAUUAGUCACCAUUGAACCCCAAUUCUGAAGGCUAUUUGAGUGAGUGUUCACAGUUGAUUGAACAGUAAAUAAUUAGCUUAUUACAAUGAAUAAGUAUGUCAGUAUGUACUCGGCAAAGGUUACAUUGAAAUAUUUCUUAGUGGCUUUUUUAAAGGAAUAAUCUGAAAGUUCUCCCAGGCUUUAAAAUAAUCUCCUUUUAUUUACUUAUUUACUAAAGAUAAAGUAUUCUGAAAAAAAUUUUUAAAGCCUUAUUUUAAUUUUAAUCAUCAUCAGUAUUUGGUUUGUGUCUAAAAUUUCACCUUGAAGGCCACAGAAUUUUAUGCUACUCAUGACUGAAGGUGUGAGUAAAACAGGUGGUUUUUGUACGAUUUGUAUCUGAUUAUUUUGUAGCUGUGCUUCUCAUCUCAGACUCUAUAAAUAAACAAACAAACAAAGAAUGCAACUUCCCUUUCAGGGCUUUCCUUAAAAGGAUCUUACUCUAGAAAAUGUUUUCCUGGGCAAAGGGAAAGGUUUGAGGUAGAAAUAGUCAGGUUUGGUCACAACUGAAUUGCUUGUUUGGCCAAUGAGCUAUGAAAAUGAAGCUAUAGCCUUUAUGAGACAUGAAACACGAAAUGUGAAACAUAAUUUCUGUGUAUAAAGAAAGACACCCUUGUGCCAUAUUCAGGGAAAUUAUUGUUUGUUUCUUUGUCACAGAGGUCUUCUUACCCAGAACUGAAUUUUUCACCACCAGGAAGUAAAUCCUACAGCAUCAGUACUCCUCAUUUUCAGAAGAGAUUAGCAGGCUUGAAGUCAAUAUUAAACCAAGAAAGCAGAAUCCAUUUCAGAGCGCUCAAACUUUCAAAUUGAAAGUGCCACCAUGAAAUCUCAAGUAUUUGAUUUAGGUGGAAGCAACCAGCGCUUGGAAGACUGGUUUAAAACCACUUUAGGAAAUCCCAGUGGCCACGCUGUUGGCACUGCUUGCCAGCUGUUCAGAAACAGAUGCUUCUCUCCUUAGAAUGUGGUACAGUUGAGGGUGUGGGGGCCCAUAAACUAUUAAUAUUUAUCACCAGCAGAUCUGAGCUUUAAAUUCCCACAUUGAGGUAAACUACGACAGAAACUAGGAAAGAAAGGAAAACUUUCCAUUUGAUGAUUCUGCCAGGUUAUACCCUCUGGGAAGUUGCCAAGGAUGUCGUGAAGGUCCAAGUGGUUGCAAAUGUAACUUUAAAAUAAUGUUCUAUGAAUACCAUUUAUUAAUAAUUUCAUGGUUCUUUAUUUUGCUGGACUAUAUAAAGCUGCUAGGCCAUUUACUACCUCAAGUGAUAGGGAAAGAACAUUUGCAUAGGCAGGAGGCAAAUCUCGAGCCUUGUUGUCUUUGUUUUGUCCUUUCUCGAGGUUGCGUGGAUAUCUGGAUGAAGUGAUGCGCCCGUCUUUUUUCAACCAAAGGGGAAUCAAACAAGAGUCCAUGAAGCCCUCUGACCCAUAAAACCGUUAUCCUAACAAUGCCCCUUUAAGGUACUGAACUACCCUUUUAUGCUUUGGGUACAUAAAAUCAUUAAUAAAGCGUUUCCUAAAUAGUUCUUUGAGCUUGAAUCUAAUCAGAAUUGCAGAAUCUGGUGUUUGCAAUUUCCUCGCAGGGUUACACGUGGUCUGGUUUUCCAGAAGAACCACAGGGCAUUAUGUGUAGAAAUCUUAACCUAUAUCCUCUUUUUCCUCCUCGGUAAAAUGUCACGUUUGAAAUAUGCCCCACUUGAAUUAUUUCUGGAAAACUGAACACAUUUGUAGCCAGUAUGAAAAUUUCAUUCAUCAGGAUUUUUUUUUUUUGAAAGCACUCACUGAAAUUGUCCUCAGGAUUAAAUGGAGGUCACAAUAUCCAAGUAAUGACUUGGUUUAUAGACUUUCUACAUGGCUGAUUAUUCCUGAAUAAAUAAGCUAAAACAAAUUAAACUUUGACAUCUUUAUGAUAAAUGUUGACUACUAACGUGCAUUUCAAAUUCCUCUUUCUAUCCUUGGGGAAUAACUGGUGAUAUGAAUUCCUUUUUCUUUUUUUAGAUUUGAUAUUAUCAUCCCUGCCUCUUAAAAAGAUAC
This is a messenger RNA of Nycticebus coucang (slow loris), 8662 nucleotides long. RefSeq names its product chromosome 1 C4orf54 homolog (gene C1H4orf54). NCBI's taxonomy places the organism in Eukaryota, Metazoa, Chordata, Mammalia, Primates, Lorisidae. The transcript has 2 exons. The record is from RefSeq and is a predicted model, not a curated record. Bases 200 to 5539 code for a protein of 1779 amino acids.